AUGCUAAUUGGCUAUGUUGCAGUUACAUGCAUGCUGAUUGGCCAUGUUGCAGUUACCUGUAUACUGAUUGGUCAUGUUGUAGUUACAUGUAUGCUGAUUGGUCAUGUUGUAGUUACCUGCACGCUGAUUGGUCAUGUUGUAGUUACCUGCAUGCUGAUUGGUCAUGUUGUAGUUACCCGUAUGUUGAUUGGUCAUGUUGUAGUUACCUGUAUGUUGAUUGGUCAUGUUGUAAUUGCCUGCAUGCUGAUUGGUCAUGUUGCAGUUACCUGUAUGCUGAUUGGUCAUGUUGUAGUUACCUGUAUGCUGAUUGGUCAUGUUGUAGGUACCUGCAUGCUGAUUGGUCAUGUUGUAGUUACCUGCAUGCUGAUUGGCCAUGUUGUAGUUACCUGUAUACUGAUUGGUCAUGUUGUAGUUACCUGCAUGUUGAUUGGUCAUGUUGUAAUUGCCUGCAUGCUGAUUGGUCAUGUUGUAGUUACCUGUAUGCUGAUUGGUCAUGUUGUAGUUACCUGCAUGUUGAUUGGUCAUGUUGUAGUUACCUGCAUGCUGAUUGGCCAUGUUGUAGUUACCUGUAUGCUGAUUGGUCAUGUUGCAGUUACCUGUAUGCUGAUUGGUCAUGUUGCAGUUACCUGUAUGCUGAUUGGUCAUGUUGUAAUUGCCUGCAUGCUGUGA
Messenger RNA from Saccoglossus kowalevskii, 669 nucleotides. RefSeq lists its product as uncharacterized. NCBI's taxonomy places the organism in Eukaryota, Metazoa, Hemichordata, Enteropneusta, Harrimaniidae. The record is from RefSeq and is a predicted model, not a curated record.